Motacilla alba alba is the source of this 13261-nucleotide messenger RNA. RefSeq names its product coiled-coil serine rich protein 1 (gene CCSER1). The record is from RefSeq and is a predicted model, not a curated record. The transcript has 10 exons. Lineage: Eukaryota; Metazoa; Chordata; Aves; Passeriformes; Motacillidae. The coding region runs from base 282 to 2528 and encodes 748 amino acids.
CCCGCCCGCCGCGCACACACACGCACACACACACACCGGCCGCAACAUGACGGGCGGGCGGACGGACUGACAGACCGGGGCACCGCCGCUCCGCACGGAUUAUUCUCCCCGCGCCGGGGCGACGCGGCGGAGCAGCGACCCAGCGGGGCGGGGGCGGUGCCGCGCCGCGCUGCCAGGAGGGUCCCAGCCCCCGCCGGCCAACGGCGAGCGCGUCGGGCGCUGCAGGAGCCCGGCCAGGUUAUUUUAUUGGCUGUGAAGAACCACGGACUCUUUGUGCCCUGAUGGGGGACUCGGGAUCCAGACGAUCGACUCUUGUAUCUCGGUUGCCAAUAUUCAGGAGAAGUGUUAGCCGGAGACACGACUCCCUUCCUUCCUCGCCUUCUUCUGCCAACGCCAUUGGUGUCCACACCUCCUCCCCAUCCAGCACGAACUCCAGCUCAGGGAGCACAGGAAAGCGCCGGAGUAUUUUCCGCACUCCUUCCAUUAGCUUCCAUAACAAGAAAGGGAGUGAGCAGAAGCCUGACUCAGCGAGUCAAAACGUUAACAUCUCAAAUGGUGCCCAGUCCUCUCUUAGCACUUUUCAAAAACUCAGCUUAGACGAGCACAUAAAAAGCAGAGGAAGGCAUUCAGUUGGCUUUGGCAGCUCACGUAACAAGAAGAUAACAAGGUCUUUGACAGACGAUUUUGAAAAGGGAAAGGAGCCCUCAGCUAAUAAGAAUGUCUUUAUCAAUUGCAUAAGCUCUGGGAAGAAUGAGGGUGAUGAUUCGGGCUUUGCAGAAGAGCGAAGCCGAUACUCUGUCAAACAGUCCACACGAAAACUUCUCACUAAGUCUUUUUCAUCACACUACAGGUUUUCCAAAGCAGUUCCAGAGAGUCAGUCGGUUUCCUCUGCGCAGCAGCCCAGGUGUUUGCUGGAAGUUAAAUCCUAUGUGGAGAGCGAACCUGUGAUGGCCAAGUCGUCUCCUCCGUGCUCGGCUGAGACGACGGAGUGCGUGGGCAGCUCCCUGCAGUCCCCACUGCUCUCAGCUGACCUCACAGCUGCCCAGACGCCCUCGGACUUCAUUGCUCUCACUGAGGACUCUGUUUCAGAGGCUGAUGCCCUGCCCAGCAGUGGGCCAGGGGCACUGCUCGCAGAGGAUUUUGGCCAUGAUGUCUCUACCUCUCAGAUCUUCUUUAAUCCUGCUGCUGCUCCUGUGAGGGAGAGAGAUACUGUGCAAAGUGCCGGCCAUCCUGCUGGGGUAUCUCCUGUGAGUCAUGCAAGCUCGUGCAGCAUGGAAUCCAGUACCUUAUUCAAAACCUCAGUUACUAAUCAAACAAAAGUACUGUUGCAAGCCAAUGGACUACAUGUUAAUGAUGCCAGGCAUAUAGAAAAAAUUAACUCAGAAAAUGCACAUUUAGAAACCUUGACGUUACAGCGUAGUGAAGAACCAGUGACACUCUCUCCAAAGGCACGGGGGUUGAGUGGCAGCAGAGUUGAAAGCACUCCACCCAAGCACAUGAGAAACACAAUUCCUGUAGUGGAGUCUAACACUGUUCAGUGUUCUGAACCUCAGUCCUUUAAAAUACUACAGGGUUAUGAAUCAAACCAUUCUAAAGUUGAUCUUGCCAGCCUCAGUCCGUACCGGGAAGGCAGAUUUGUUGAGAAACGACUGAGGUCUUCUUCAGAAGGCACUGCUGGGGGCAGCCGGCUGAUCAUCAAACCAAAGGAUGGAAAUGCAGAAGAGCUUAACAGCCUGAGGAAGCAGAGAGCAAGCUCGUCCUCUUCCAAAAUGAACAGCAUGGAUGUUUUGAAUAACUUGGGUUCUUGUGAGUUGGAUGAAGAUGACCUAAUGCUUGACUUGGAGUUCCUGGAAGAGCAACAUCACCAGCGUUCUGUGUGCCGGGAAGACUCAUACCAGUCAAUAGUGUCAUGUGCUGCUGUAGUACUCACCCCUGUAGAGACGACAGUGGAUACAAGGAAAAAAGAACAGAUGAUAAUGCCUGAUGUGUCCAAACAGAAUCUAUCCUUGAAGCUGUCGAAGGAGGUGGAGCAAGGAGAAGCCAGGUACCCUCGUGUCAGCCAGCUGGCUGGCAGCCCAUCUGUGGAGUGGCCUUUCACUGGUCUGGAAGAAGGUGGAGGCAUUGAGUCUCUGCCCUUCAGAUUGAUGCUCCAAGAUUGCACGGCUGUCAAGACAUUGCUUCUGAAAAUGAAGAGGGUUCUUCAAGAGAGUACAGACAUGAGCCCAGCUGGCAGCACAGCCUCCCUCCCUGUUAGCCCCCUUCCUGAGGAGCCCUUGUUUUUUAAGGAUGGAAUAAAAGAUGAAUGCUCAGUGCUGAAGCUGCAGCUGAAGGAGAGAGACGAACUCAUAGCCCAGCUUCGUGAGGAGCUGGAAAAGGCUCAGUGCUUUCAGAAGGCUCUCGCUUCCCAAGCAGAUAAAUCCACACAGACAGAACUCGUAGGCCAUGAUGCCCUGUGGAACUCUCCAUGUUCUGAAGGCUUAGUUUACAAACCUAUCAGCAUCUCAUUGGUUCCAUCAUUAUUAAAUUAAAAAGCAACAUCUGGACACUCUGCACUUACGGAUAUAAUUAAAUACUGCUGUAUAUGAAAUGAGCUGCAAGUUACCAUUGCUGGCAAAAUUCUACUACUUAAGAUAAUAUUUGUAUUAUGAACGGUCAAACAUCACUUUUUUGGCAGUGUCUGCAUUAUUAAGUGUAUCUAUGAAUAAAUUAUUAGUAGGCUAUGACAAAGUUAUUAUUUGAAAUAAAAAUUAUUCUUACCAUUUUGUGCACUUAGUCAUCCAUUGGUGAUUCACUGCGAGUAAGAAAAUGUAAGAAAAUACUUCAGUCAUGCUUAUCUCUGGAGAUUGAAAAAAUAUGUCUUCAAGAUCUGGAAACCUGAGGAAACCAUUAUUUUUUAAAACCUGUAUUUUUCCUUUUCCAGUAAUAACACUAUUGCACUGUCUGUGAAUACAGGGUCAGGACCUUUCAUUAUGUGGUCUAUCUGAUAAAUGUUCAUAAUGAUGUACAUAAUUCUUAUGUGGGAUUCAAGAAUCAUUUCUGUAGGGUAUUUGGUAAGCUUUUAGAAGGCCAGAAUUCACCCAGCUUUAUCCCAGGAAACGGAAAAGCUGAUCCUAAAAACAUGCACUGAUUUUUUUAAUCCAUUAGAAUCACAGCUUUACUGUUCUUUCUAUCUAAUUUUCCUGUGGCUUCUAAGAGAUGUUACUAAGAGAGCAAUCAAUGGGGGCAAAGUCAAAGUAAAGCAUUGUGUUUGCUGGAUGUGACUGUGCUGCUUGAGUGGAUCGUGGUUGCUGUCCAGAGGGUUGAGGUGGGUGGGGAAGGGCAAUUGCAAGUUCAGGGCUUUAUUAAGCAAGAAACCAGUGAAAUUUGCCACUGUCAGUUGCUUCUGUGUAACUUUAUCCAAGAAGGACUUCAUUCACCAGGAUGUGCUCUACACCCACUCUUACCAGGUAAGAUAAGAAGGUGGCUGUGCCAGCAUUAUUCUUUACCCUUUUCUCCUAAUAUAUUUUCUUACUAACAAGAAACAAUGCUUGUAUCUUUUUACUGCACCAUUUCAGUCAGGCCUCGUAGUAUAAAAUAUUAACUGUUCCCCAACUGGAGCAAUAUUUAGCACCUGUAGCUUUAAUUUCAAACAGAGGACAUACUGCCUUCAUUCAAAAAUAACAUCUUACCAGUUAGUCCUAAAUGGAGCAGAACUGAAAAUAAAAGUAUUCAGCUUAAUAUUUAUGCCAAUCUUGAAAGUGAAUGAACCUUCUUCAAAGGGGAUGUUGCAUUCUGGGGGCUGAUUCUGUACCAAUUAACGUGAUGUUACUGUUUCUCAGUCUCACAUUGUCUUUUCUUUGAUCCUAACAGUCAUCCUUCAGCAUUUCUCUUGCCCUUUUGGUCAGGCUGCCUGGAAUUUCUUUGUGUGUAUAAUGGCAUAGUUCAUAAUGUAUUUGUUGCAAUUAUCUUGUAAAAACAAUUAAGUAGCAAAUGCAUAAUUUAAAGAAAUGACAGAAGCAAGCAUGUGCAUAUUAUCCUUUUGAACUUCACCUUCCUUGUUGAACUUCACCUGAUGCAAUUCUUCCUUCUUUCCUUGAACAAAAAUCCUUUUUGUAAUCAUUGAUAAGCAUAGAAAUGCCUACCUCUUGCUUCUGUCUUUCAUCACUCUCUUUAUUAUGAUAAUAUUUUCAGUCUUUUGUCAGAUACUGCUCUUUGGAAGAGGAAGAGUUGUCAUUCUUCAUUGUGAUUUUUUGGCACAGAGAUCUGUGUUUCACUUAAAGAAAUAUGUAUAUGGGUAAUGGAGAGGAUUGUGAAAAAUUGUUUAAGUUAAUGAAAGAAGAAUAGUGGAAUUAAAAAGAUGUUUUCAGGAUUCUAAUGAGAAGGAAAUAAGUUUCACUUUCUAAAUAAAUAAGCUUUUUGCGUGUUCCUCCAAAGUCUGUGAAAGGAUGCUCUAAAUGCUCAAAGAGAUAGCUGGUUGCAACAUCUCUAUGAUGCAACAGAUACAGAAAUAAGCUAUCAUUUCUGUAUAAGCUAAUAAGCAAAACUCAUCCCAGCCCUUUGGCUUUUGGGUUGGUGUUUAAGAGCUGGGUUUUUAACUUCCCCAUGAAAUUACCCGUAACUUCCAGUACCUUUUUUUUGUAAUUUCUUUGGUUUAUUUUCAUUUUUCUAUAACUUUACAAAGUACUAUGAACAAAUAAAAAUUACUCAGUUUGCUAUUUUUUGCUCACCUAGCAUUGCAAUGAUCUGGAAAAAGACAUGACUGACAAGUAAUCUUCAGGCUUCAAGGAUACACAAUCAAUACUUUGUAUGCAUAGGCAAGAACUUGAUGCUAGUUCAAUUAAAGUCUUAACAGUCUGAUGAAAUAUUGUUGUUUUUUUUUUUAAUUACUAUUGCAGUAGAGAAUGAUACAGCACAUCUAGUUCAAACAAUCCAAAAUGAAAAAUAUAUGAUGUUCUUCAUACCUGUCUCUUUCUUUGGUCUGUUUUAUUGCUCAUUCUUGCACAGCCUUUUGUGAUCUGAAGGUCGGUGGCUUCUGGUCAGUUGUGGGAGCAUUGCAGAAAAUCUGCUAUUACAGCUGCUUGUCCUAUAGUAACAUUCAUUUCUUUCUCCUCAUUGUGGAAUCCAGUUGGGGUCUGUGUUAUAUGUUUGUUAACAUGUUGUACACCUUGCUCUUACCAUUGAUUUCCAGUGCAUGUGACAUCUGUUACCCUUACGACUGGUUUUACCACUCUGCAAAGAUUUCUUUCCUUUGAUGGUGAGUAACUUCAUAGCCAUGGAGCCUCUGGUGUCAUGCACUGCCUGUAAUUAGUUGGACUGCUUGUUAUUGGAAGAUCAUUCACAGAUUAAGUGCUUUUUACUGGUAUCUGUAAGAUACAAACUUCUAGCUGACAAAGCCACCCCUGCUCUCCUCCCCAUCACCAAAACCUUGCCAGGUAAAUUCUAUAAAAGGUGUUGCACCACAUAGCUAUAAAAAAUUGAACAGCUGGUGCAAAAAGGGUGAUAGUAACCUUGUCAUUUGGUGACUGCCCUUUGGAGUUUAAGUAUGUUAUCCUGUAAAUAUUCAAAAAUAAAGUAUUGUGUAAAUAUCUGAGUAAGCCAGGCAAAAACAAAUGAUCCCAUGUCAUUAGCUUGAUCCAAAGGCUGUGUCUUGUUCCAAGCAAUGGUAACCCUGUGUUAACAGAGAUAGAACACUAAAACACUAUUGGCAAAAUACUUUGUUCUCGUUCUGAGCAUUGGCAUUUAACAGAUGCAGAGGUUUGUUACUUUAACCAGCACACAGUGUUUGUCUCCAUUUGAUGCUUUUCAAGUGGCACCAGCUAACCUGAGUUUGCUUUCUGCGCUUUCCUCCAGGGACUUCUGAAUGUGCGAGUGCAAGGCUGUUUUGUACAGCACAGGAUGGGGAAAACUAGAAGUUGAGUGAAUGGACUUAAAAGUAAUGAAGGUGAAAAAUAUUACUGCUAGAGCAAAUACUCUGUGAUAAAUGUUGAAAGGCUGAGAAGGAACAAGAGUGAUUUUAACAGUUAUGAGCAGUCAAGGGCAAAGGCAGACAAGUCGCAAAAAACCCGAGGUACUGUAGAGAGGCAGAAAGGUUACAUCCUGCUUGAAUUGAAGGCAGAUAUAUUUAUCAGAUAGUGGGUUUUGGGUUUUUUUUUUUUUGUUUGUUUUAAUCUUCUGAAGUUAUUUCAAUCUGAAAACAUACAGAAUUGUGAGUACCAGCAUAGGAAUUAUUCUGUUGUAACUCAGCAUGCAUUUGGGGCAAUAAAGAAUUCCUGUAGCUUAUCAUAUUUAUGAAAGGCAUUUUAAAUAAUUGGUAGCAUGAUCAUUAAGACUUUUUGUGGUCAUAGGUACUGUGUGCAUGGUGAAACAGCUGGACAUUUCAUUGGUUUUAAGUAAAUAGGAGAGCUACUCAGUGUCUUAUCUUCUGAAACUGAGUUUAUCCAGUUCACCCAGUUUUAACCAGUGGUUUUUAGGUAUUUUUAUACUAUUUGGUUACUUCACUAGUUUAAACUGCUCUGUAUGCUCUAGAAUUUUAGGUAGGUGUUAAAACUUAGGGGAUAAAGCCAGUAUAUAAUACGUUUUAGUAAAGAAACAGAAAGUACCAUUUCUAUAGUUUACCUGUUGCUAUGUCUUCCUCAAUACAAGUGCAGUGAGAACUAUACCCAGGCUGUGUACUUGACCUCCAUUUCAAAACAGUGCUCUCUUAUUAUUCAUUUAUUCAUUUUAGUAAUGGAAACUUCUCCUUCUUAUGAGUCAACAGAAUAUUAACAUUAAUGAUAAAACAGCAAGAAGGAGCAUGAAGGGAAAGGAUUAUAAAUGAGAUUUGGGAAGUAGUAAUGUUUCUUUUGUAUUGUACAAAAAAGCAUUAAAAUGAAAGUAGAAUCUACUGGAUAUCAGCAAUAAAAGGAAAAAAGUUCUGUUUGGUUGCUAGCAAAUGCAUUACAAAAAAAACCUUGCAAAGAUAUAUUUUUUUUGUGUGCACCUAUUAAAUCAUGCUGGAGUUGAAAGUGCCUGAAUUAGAUACCAUAUUACAAGUUUAUAUUCAGAACCAGCUUCAUUACUUUCAGGGAGAAUUUAAUUUGUCUAAAGACACCAAGGAAAAGCUUGGUGGUGCUGUUAAUGAUAAGUUUAAUGAUGAAAUUAAGUGGUAGUUUUGUAUUUGAUGCUAUGUGUAAUGGUGCAUGCAUACUAUCGAAUAUUUGGAGAGAACUGCCAACACCUGCACUGACAUAUUACAUUUUUAGCAAAGAAUGGGGAAAGCACAACUGCAUGAAACAGGUGAUGGAGACAGUAAGAUCUUCAUGUCUCAAAGACAUGAAACAAUUUUAAGUGCACACAUCAAAGACAUGAGCUUCCCAAUGUGCAGGUAUUAAAAAGCAUCCAUGUGAAUAUAACUUUGAGUACGUGUGUAUGUCUACUAUUUAAUUUUUCAGUCUGUGAAAUUAUUCAGGAGAAAAAAUUUUUGCAGAGGCAAAUCUACUACAGUAGUGCUGUUGUGUUAUAAAUAAAUUCUGCCAAGAGAACUCCUAAGAAAUUGCCAAAUUUCAGACAUUAGAGAAACAAAGACAACAUGGAAGAAGCCAAGUUUCACUGAUUGGAGAUAAAAUUUGCAAAUGGACCAGUUCAGUGAUUCUAUCAGGCUUCAAUGAAGUCAUCUUUUGAGAUCCUGUAUGUUUUGCAAGCAUCCAGAUAGUCCAAAAAACACUCAAGUAAUUGAACAAAAAUUUAACAUGAACAAAAAUCAUGACACUAAUUAUGAACAGUUAGCUUUUCAGACAUUUUCAUGCAUCUGCUCAUACUCCCACCAUCACAAGUUUAUUUGAAGGCUUGUGGAACUGUUCUCUGACAUUGGUUCAUAUAUAUCUAUACAUACACAUGUAUAGCAAAAUAAAUCCAGGAUUUUUUUAUCAUUCUGAUACCUGGACAGAAGUGAGCCCAUUUUUUUUCUGUGUCAGAAGCUUGCUGAAUUGCAAAUCUAAAUAUAAAAUGAGGUCAAGCCAUAGGUAACGUUACUUAUGGGACACUAGAAAUGGUGAGAGCAUUUCAGUGAACUCAAGACAGGGCUAAGAGGUUGUGUCAUUUGUACUUUCCUGGUUUUCAUUGCGAUCUGGGACUGAGUGUCUUACUGUGCUUCAGGAGAUGCUCCAAUGUGGGCUCUCCAUGGACUGCAGUUCCUUCAGGGCAUUAUCUAUCUGCUCCAGUCCAGUUCUCUCCAGAGGCCACAGUGUGUAUGUUUUCUUCAGUCCCUGGAACACUUUCUCUUCCUCCUUCACUGAUUUGGAGGUUCACAGUGUUUUUUCCUCAUCUUUUUGCUUCACUUCUCUGCAUCCUGGUGUUUGUUCUUGCUCUUCAAUAUGUUUUGGAGCUCAGUGAUGCUCACUGUGCCCUGUGUGUGGGUUAAUUGUGGAACUGCCUGGCAGCAUCUUUGUGCAUGGAGUUACAGAUCUGUUAACAUGUGAGAGAUAAGUAUUAUAAAGUGGCUGACUAGAGCUGUGAGUUUAUGUCCAUAACAAAUUUAGGAACAAAUGGAACUGCAAAAAUUAUGUUCCAAAAUACCUGGAUCCACUGAGACAGGUGGUGUUGGGGAUGACUGCUGUGCAUACAUCAAUUGACUUCCAUUGGUGCUCCAGGCCAAGGGACCUCUUUUUUCGCUGCAGGAGCUGGGCAUUGCAUCACUUUAGGAGGAAGGGGACAAAUUAGUUGGUCGAUUCCAUUCCUAAAGGCCAGGUUUUUCUGUUUUUCUUUCUCUUGUUUCCAUGUCUGCAAAUUUCUCUUGCUGUUGGAAAUAUUUGCAAACCCUGUUAGUGGUGGGGCUUUUGUUCCAGCUCAUUAUUUUCCCCUGCUGUUGCUCCUUUGCUCAUUUCCUUUUAUCUUGCUGUAUUGUUUUUAUUCUCUCUCCACAUUACAGUCCCAUUUGGCUCAUCCUCUCCUUUCUUUUCUAUAAAACAUGAUUUUUAUCACCCAUAAAGCAUGCUUCUAAAACUUCAACAAUACUAAAAACCGGAAAGUCACACUUUUUCUUGUAAAUGGUAUUUUGCCUCAGUCUCUUUGUUAUUUUUAGGCAGAAGGAAAGUGAGAAGAAAACAUUUAAGGCAAAGUUACCCAUACAGGAUAAUUCUCAGGGACUAGGAAGUGAUACCUUUUCUGUAGUUCUUAAUGCUAGUUGCUAUGUUCAAAAUCUAUGAAAAGAAAAUAAUGCCAUUUUCAAUUAUUGGAAGGUGAAGGUAAUUUUAUUUAAGUGCCUAGAAAAUUAUAUUGGUUUAUUCUAUCUUGUACCAAAAAAGAAAUUCCAAUAAAACUUGUUUAUCCAUCAUUUGGUUUUCUUGAACUACUUGUAACAUACUUUGAAAGGAAUAUCAAGGAGGUUGUAUUGUGUGCUGCCAGUUUGGAUUGCAUGGAGACUAACCAUUUUUAGCUGACCAUGCAGAUGUACAAAUUAAUUAAAAUGCUUUUAGAUUAUUUUUGGGAUCUACAGAAAGUUUUUAGACUCACAGAAGGCUUAUUUUACAUUAGUACCCAUAAUCUAUUAGAUCUUCAGCAAGUCAUGCCACUGUUCUGGAUAAACACACAGAAUGAUUUCUUUAUGUUGGUUAUGUCACACGUUUGUGGAAGAUGCUAGGACAAUAAAUUGGAGGAUGCAAAUGGAGGAAGAACGUGAGCUAUUCCCCAUCCAUAUUGCUGGCCUGGACUUCAGGAAAGAUCUCACAGUUCUUGUUGUGCAACAAGAAGAUUGCUUCAAUUCCUGAAGCUCUUCAAAAGUCUGGAUCAGUUACUUAAUGUUAUAGUGUUAAGAUAGGCAAAUUUAGCAUCUUGACAUCAUUGGGCAGCUUUCCUUCACUCAUUUCUGCUUCAUUUCUAUCCUGCACUGUUCCAGCUGUUGCUCCUCUUGCCCUUUGGUUGUAAAUAGUGAAUAUAAUAUGCUCUACUUCUGAUUAACAUUAAUUAAUCUGUGAUUAGUACAAGUAUUUCUCCAUAAGCAUUAAAAAACAUGCUCAAAGAGUUGGGGCCAUGUGUUCAUAAAAUAUUAAUCUUGUUCUUGUAUUAAUUUGAGCAGAUUAUUGCAAGACCAAAUAAAAAUCUCAUUAAAUCCACCUGGCAAAUCAUACCCACUCAAGAUUUUGCAUGGCAAAAUUUCACCUCCUUUUCACAGGAGCACUUUUAAAGGCCAGAAUAUAGAACUGUCCUCUUGUCUAGGUCAUUCUUGCCCAGGGGAAGCCUGCUGCUGCUUCAGACUUUCUUAGCCAUCAAACUGAGAAAACUUCAGAAAUAUUUUCAGUGUACAGCUCAAUACCUGUAGCCAGAGGAAGCUCUGUUUUGAUUGAAUGACAAGGAAACGUGAGCAGCCUGACUCAACUUCCUUGUUCAAUUUGAUGCCAGAACAUUAUAUUGAACUACCCUAAGGCUUUAGGGUGAGUCUUUCAAAAUUCUGCACAUUUUUUUAGUUAUUUGGAAUUUCUUUUGCACAUAGUAAGCUUUUUUUUCUUUUUAUAAAACUCAUUAAAUAUAAUCCCAACAGUAAUGUGAAAUGUUAUUCUUUAACCUUAUUUGCAUACAUUUGUUCCACUCUGUGUGUGUGUAAGAGCUGAUGUUGAUAUUUCAAAUAAAUAGCAGGGAAACCUCCCACAGUGGAUGACAUUUUUACCCUCUAACAUCUCUCCCAAGACUGAAGUCCAGGUCAGUUCUCACAGGUUAACAAAUACAUUAUUUCUGGAAAAGGUCUGCUGUCUACAGGAAACUAUUUUCUUUUGGAAGGUGCAAGUGUGGGAGGCACUGGGGAGGGAAUCAGGGGUGAAGACUCUACGGUAUAUUUCAUGGAGUGUUCAAUUUUUUAAUUUUUGUUUUCUAUCUUUCUCGGAAAUGUUAUCUCGAGAUUUCCAGUGCUUUCAUUUCCUAGUCUUUUAAGCUUGCCUCCUUGACCCAUUACAAUCCUCUAAUUCCCUAGUCUCUGUUCCUCCCUGCAUUUUUCCUUUUUCCUUUGAGACUUUUUCUUUGUCAGUGCUUUGGUUUCCAUGCUACUCCCAUGCUCAUUUGUGAACAGUCAUCUUCCCCAUCUGCAGUUCUCAUUUUUGCUCGGCAUCUUUCCCUGAAAUAUGUCUUUUUUUAUUUUCUUUGGAGUCAUAUUGAUAGUGCAGAACCAAUAACUGAAAGUCUCGAAAUGCAAGUUUAUAUGCAGGUACCAAUGAAGCCAAGAGGGAAUAUUUUUGACUGUAGAACAAAAUUUUCAAUUGGAAAAAAAUUACUGUGUAAUUUUUACUAACACUUUUUUGCUUUACACAGCAUCUCUAUGAGUUAUUGCAAAAUAGGUUGUAUGCCCGGGUGAAAAAAGUAAGUUACAUCAAAGAUUGUCACAAAAUCCUUAUAUAUACACCUUAUAUGUAUUUGAAUUAGCACAUCACUAUUACUCAGGCAAGUAAACUUUGGCUGGUGCACAGACACUCCAGAAAUAAUAAUGAGCGUAUUUAAAUAUUCUGACACUUUCUCCUACUGUUGGCUGUCAUUUUCACCUGCUUUGUCUUGAAAAGUGAGUAUCUGACUACAGAGUCAAAAUCUGUGGCCAAUUUCAGCUGUAGCUGACAACUGGAGGAUGUUCAUGAUGGACUCUGCACUUGCAUCAUAAUCUUUACUACAGAUGCUUCUGUGUCUAAAUCAGUGUUGCUUUGAUCCUUGCACUCUGGGGAAAAAGCUCUGCCAGUUAGGCCUGGUUUUGAUAACUGCAGAGCUGUUAUAGAAUUGCAGUGACCCUUGAGAGUGCAGGAGCUUUUACUUGCUUCCUUGCGUACUGAUUUCUAUUACUUUGCUUAACUUAAGUCAGAAUUAAAAUAACCAAGAAAACCCACAUGUAGGGCUUCUUUUAAAUUCUUCCUUCAAAAUUAUUUUGCUGAGCUCUGUGGGGAUAAGGCAAGUUUUGGGCGAGAGAGUAUUUAAUCCACAGGGCAGUUUAGAUUCUCAUGCUUUAGAUUCAAACUGUUUCCAGGAUUGGUCAGAAAAAGGCCUCAAGGGAGCCAGAAUGUGUCUCUAACUUGCUUUAUUUAAUCACCAAUUAGAUAAUUGCUAUUUUUCCAUUUAAAAAAUGGCACACAGGCACUAGACAUAACAUAAUACACAAAAGCUGCUUCCUCGUUGUAACUGCUUUGAAUUCCAUGCAACCUUUCCAAAGUAGUAGAUCAAAUGAUACAUGAUUAUAAGAAGCAGUGUGCUGGUGUUGACACGCUCUUAAUUUCAAUUUACCAUGGUAGGAAUUGGCCAGUAGCAGCUCUAAAUUUUACAGGUUGAUGAAUAGCCGUGCUUGAAAACUCUUCUUUUUUUUGUUCUCUAAAUUAUUUAUGAGGCCUGAGGUUCGGCAAAGUUGGCAAACCAAUUUAUGAUUGUACAUGAUUAUACUACCUACCCAAGGACCAGAAUUUCAUCUCUAGCCCUAAAUGGAAACAAAAUCCGAAUCACAGCGUAAAGUGUCAAAAGUAUCUCUUUAUCUAUAUAAAGUGAUGUAUCCAAAGGGCUUUUUUUCUUGGGUCUCUGUUAGUAAUAUAUUUUAAGAAGGGUAAAGUUGUUUGCUGUAAUAAAUACUAACUUUGAUAACUCAACAUCUUCCUGUAGUUUUCUUGUUUCAGAAGAACAAUUUGUUUUAGCAGUGUAAUACACCACUAGGCUCUAAGGUACCUUUAAAUUAUAUUUAAGAUCCAGGGCCUUCUUUAAGCAAAAUAUGAACUUCCAUCUUUAUCAAUGUCUUUGUCAAUGAGCUAGGUCAGAUCAGCACACAGAUCCUUACCUAGAUCUUAAAAGGAGAUAUUUUUAUAUACUGAAUUUUGUUGCACAUUGGCCCAAGUACUAAACUGUUUUUAAGUACCAGCUGUAGUCGGCAUCCUCCAAAAACUUAAUGUUGACUGUGGAUUUGUGUCAAGAUAGCUGUUGAAAUAUUAAAUGUCUUUGUCAUGUAAGUGACUCAGGCACAACCUUUUAUAAAAAAUAUGAGGAGCUGGUAGGUUUGCAUAGGAAAUGAUAAUUAUUUGUAAGUCUGGAAGAUGGGAUUUUGUGCUGUCUUUUUUUUUUUCCUUAAUAGAGUAAUUUUCAUUUGUGCAACUUUUUUGUCCAUCACUGUGUUCUCAAUUAGCACAAUGGAGGUUUUCCAGUGUGAAACUUUUGUACCUAAAAGGUGCUAAAAUCUUCAUCUCAGUUAAUACUGAUGAGUAUUAAUUGUUGUGUCACUUUGUAUGAAUGCAUGAAACUGUCAUGUUCUAGGCAUAGGGACUCUUCUGUGUAUUUGCCUGAAAGAGGGUUCACCAUUACU